Molecule: messenger RNA, 944 nt
Organism: Sesamum indicum (sesame)
Lineage: Eukaryota; Viridiplantae; Streptophyta; Magnoliopsida; Lamiales; Pedaliaceae
Source: RefSeq, a predicted model, not a curated record
UCAUUUAGAAGUAGAACUAACAGAGAGAGAAAAAGGUAUUUCAUGUAACAAUCAUAAAUCUGCAUAAAUUUUAGCAAUCAAAGAAUUGUUAUAUAUGUAGUUGAUGUAGAUGUCUAGGUUGGAGUAUUGGAUCUCCCUCUUCUUGUCAUCAAACUCAUUAUAACUACACCCUGCAGUUCUUACUUCAACACAAAGCAACUACUUAUCAUAUAUUACUAUAACCAUCCCAUUCCCUCGAACCACCUCUCUCUCUCUCUCUCUCUCUCUUCUUGAUCUUGAGAAAAUGAGGGAUAGAAUGGAAAGAUUUGUGCUACUUCCUUUCACUGUGGGUUGCAUCUCUGAAUCGAGCAUCGCAGUUGGACUGCAGCAACCUAAAAUAUCAAAGCUGGUCGAUGCCAACACAACUCCAACAAGAACUCGUGGAGGAGAAAAGGAGGACGAGGAUGAAGAAACAUCAUCCACUGGUGAGAACUUGAAGAGCCCUUCAAACCUAUCAGCACUUCCAAAGUUCCAGAAGCUGUUCAAGAAUUUCAAGAACUUCUCUAACUUAUUUGACAAAGAUGAGUUAGAAGAACAAGAAACGGGGAUGGAGAUUGGAUUUCCAACAGAUGUGAAGCAUGUGACUCACAUAGGGUUGGAUGGUUGUGCAAGCUCAAUCCUCUCAAAGGGCUGGAAUAAUCUCAACGACCCAUUUUCUUCGCCACCACUUGAAGUUGCCAUGGGUGACCAACUCACCAUGAGGACUUUGCUUCAAACCAAAUGAAGAAAUUGUUGUCAUGAUAUUAGCAGCAGCGAUGAAAAGAAACAGAGGGAGAACAUGGCAUAUCGAAAUCUAAAUGUGCUAAAACCACUACAAAUUAUGUCACAGCCAUGAAUUGUCUGCUCAUGUAUCUUCAGUGUUUAUUCAUGUGGUUAUGUUAUUUGUGUAACUGUGUGGAACCUUA